UUCUCACAAAUACAAAUUUUAGUUAGAUACCUACUGACUUCCAACUCCGGACAUUCAUUUUAUUUAUCAUCAAUCUCACGCAAGUUAAGCUCGUUAAAACUUGAUCUAGGUAAACAGUCGGUUACAUGCAGUAGGGUAGUUGUGUUUGGCUCUUAAAUAUUUCCGGACGGUUUUGCACCAAAGCAUGUGAUAAACGUUGUUUUUUUCAAAAACUUUAUUUGAAAAUUGCAUUUAAAUAACAAUGAGUGAGGAAAAAAACAUAAAUGUUGGCGUUGAAUUCAAGGAGCCUAAUUUAACAGAAGGACUCGUUCUUUAUUUUCAUCCGAAAAAUUUUCAUUCGCAAAAAAUCUUGUUUAUACUUUACGAAAAAAAUAUCAAAUUUACACCUUAUGUUUUGGAUCUAGCCCAUGGAGAACAAUACUCAUCCUGGUUUCUCAGUAAAAAUCCAAAAGGUGACGUUCCAGUUCUUGAGGAUAAUGGAUUAGUAGUUCCAAGUUCUCAAAGCAUUAUUAAUUAUUUGGAGGGAAAAUUCAAGGGAGCAAACUACCCACCUCUUAUACCGACUGAUAAAAAAUCAAUCGAGUACACUAAGUCAGUAUCUUACGAGGAGAUUUUAAGCAAACUACCAGUGGGUGCUUUAAGUCUGGGCUCAUUUAUACACAAAGAUCUUAAAUUAAAUCCGAAGCCACCAUUUACUGGAGCCAUUCGUCAAUCUUGUAUUGAAAACAAUGAUAAAGUUUAUGAAAUGUUAAAAAAGUCCGUAAACGAAUCCUCAGACUAUCAGAAAUCCACUUUAAAGGACAAACUUAACCUUCAACAGCGACGCAAGGAAUUGAUUUAUUGCAGAGUGGAAUUCCAACGAGUUCUUGAUAAGUUUGAAAUAGUAUUAAAACAAUUUGAAAAAGAACUAGAAGAAGGCCCUGAAAAAGAUUGGCUUUUAUCGUCAGAAUUCUAUUCAGUUGAUGUAAGCUUUGGAUUACUUUUGGAGCGACUAGACACUUUAGGUUUUGAAGAUUACUAUUGGGCUAAUGGAAAAUUGCCAAAAAUUAAACAAUAUUACUCGCGUUUUCGAGAAAGACCUGUUUUUAAAAAAGUUAUGCCAACAAAUAAUGUUGGUGUUUUAACAAACAUGUGGAUGAAUACUCCAGCUCAGUAUAAACUUGGAGCUGGUGUGAUUGGAAUGGCAAUGUUUGCUGCUUUUGCACACAAAUAAAUUCGUAAAAAUCAGAAAAUUUAAUUCUUAACUAAAAAAAACGAGUAGUGUAAUAUAUACAAAUACAUACUAAAUUCAAGGUUUCAAGGCUAA
This is a messenger RNA of Episyrphus balteatus (marmalade hoverfly), 1306 nucleotides long. RefSeq names its product ganglioside-induced differentiation-associated protein 1 (gene Gdap1). The transcript is spliced from 4 exons. Bases 242 to 1213 code for a protein of 323 amino acids. Gene Ontology annotation, cellular component: mitochondrial outer membrane. NCBI's taxonomy places the organism in Eukaryota, Metazoa, Arthropoda, Insecta, Diptera, Syrphidae. The record is from RefSeq and is a predicted model, not a curated record. Gene Ontology annotation, biological process: mitochondrial fission; mitochondrial fusion.